Molecule: messenger RNA, 3808 nt
Organism: Seriola aureovittata
Lineage: Eukaryota; Metazoa; Chordata; Actinopteri; Carangiformes; Carangidae
Gene: gpr4
Product: G protein-coupled receptor 4
Exons: 3
Coding region: 108-1223 (371 amino acids)
Biological process (GO): G protein-coupled receptor signaling pathway
Cellular component (GO): membrane
Molecular function (GO): G protein-coupled receptor activity
Source: RefSeq, a predicted model, not a curated record
CACACACCUGCACACACACACACACACACACACACACACACACACACCUGCACACACACACACACACACACACACACACACACACUCAGAGUGUUCCACACAGGACAAUGUGCAACAUCUCGUUCUGUGAUGUGGACAGUAAGGUGGACCAGUUCUUCCAGCCCACGCUCUACAUCAUAGUCAUCGUUCUGGGGCUGCCUACUAACUGCAUGGCCCUGUGGGCUGCCUACAUGCAGGUACGCCAACGCAACGAGCUCGGCAUCUACCUGAUCAACCUGUCGGUGGCUGACCUUCUCUACAUCACCACUCUUCCCUUGUGGAUCGAUUACUUCCUGCAGCACGAUGACUGGAUCCACGGUCAGGAGAGCUGCAAGCUGUUCGGCUUCAUCUUCUACACCAAUAUCUACGUCAGCAUCGCCUUCCUCUGCUGCAUAUCGCUGGACAGGUACCUGGCUGUGGCAUAUCCUCUGCGCUUCGCCAAGGUUCGACGAAUCAAAACAGCCAUCCUGGUCAGCGCCAUGGUGUGGAUCAUUGAGAUCAUAGCCAACUCUGCUCCUCUCUUCCACGAUGAGCUCUUCCAGGAUCGCUUCAACCACACCUUCUGCUUUGAGAAGUAUCCCAUGCAGGACUGGGUGGCAGGGAUGAACCUCUACAGGACAUUUCUGGGCUUCCUUGCUCCCUGGACAGCCAUGCUGGUCGCCUACCGGGGGAUCCUGGCAGCAGUUCGCUGCAACGUCUCGACAGAACGUCAGGAAAAGGCCAAAAUUCAGCGGUUGGCUUUGAGUUUGAUCCUGAUUGUUUUGCUCUGCUUUGGACCGUACCACGUCCUCCUCCUGGUGCGGAGCAUCAUGUUUCUAAGGAAACCAUGUGACUGUGGCUCAGAGGAGAGCUUGUUUGCAGCGUACCAUGUAUCGCUGGCUCUGACCAGCCUCAACUGUGUCGCCGACCCCAUUUUGUACUGUUUCGUCAACGAGGGGGCGAGGAACGAUGUUGGCCGAGCCCUCUCAGCGUUACUGUCUGCGGCCUGCCACAAGGGCUCCUCUUCCUCACCAUCGCACGCUGAUAUACUGAACGCUGGCUCAGUCACCAUGGAAACGCCACUAUCGGCAAAGAAGCAGCCUUGUGUGUACGCUGACGGAGGCAAGACAAGCAGCUACAAGACAGAACUGGUGGCUCUGAAGGAAGAGUGUCUACAGAUGACCAUCCUCAGUGUUAGGAAGUGACUUGUACCUGGUGCUCAGGUUGGUGGGAGGAGGAAGCUCCUGACACGUCUGAUUUCUUCUGGCCUGACGGGCUGAAAUCGGAUGCACUCGUGGCUGCGGUAAAAGCUUCCACUCAGUGGCACUUCAAUAAGCCAGAAUGGGAAAGAGAUUGAUGAAGUAGACAUGACAUACAGUCUGUAGCCAUGGUAGCAGCCCCUGAGGGGUUAAAAUGCUCACACAAAGUAUGUGGAGUGGUCAUGUGCACAUCCAUCGAAACCUCAGUGGGAGAGGUGCUGGAUACAGAGAAAUCUGUGGAGUACCCGCACAGUAGAAGUGUUUCCACACCACAAAACAAAAAUGGAGGAACUACUUUGCUAUUUUUUAAAUCUUUACCACUAGAGGGCCACCACCUGAGGGCGGCAGCUGAAGACAGCUGUAGGAUUUAUCUUUCUGUGGCCAUUUUAAGAUAUGAUGCGAUUCAACUUUCAUCACUUCAGACUGUAGUGUGUCAGCUUCUGCACAGGUGUACUGCAUGCUAAUGUUAUCAUAUCAACAUGCUAAGUCAUCAUUAAUCCCAGAGUGCAGCUAAGGCUGAGACAUUAGCUCCUGAGGUCAUGCAGUGUUGGGCCGCAAGAAAUUUUGGUCUGCCAGUGGUGCUAUAUGAAAAGUCAGGGGCUCAGUUCUUAGGAUUUGGCCUCUGUGGACCCUAAAUGUCCGUACCAAAUUCCAUGCCAACCAUUCCAGAUGUUCAGCCACUUCAGUCUGGACAAAGUGUUGGAGCACCAGAACGACGGACCAGCUGACAGCCCUACAGCCAGGUCGGUGGUGUGGCUAACAAGGCUAACAUCAAACACAAUUUGAUAACUCGGAUAUUUGGACAAUUUAUCACUGUGCCAGGAGUCAUUCACGCCUACAAAGACAUUCUUGAAUAUUUAAGUGGAAUUAUUUAAACAGACCACCCACCUUAUGGGUGAGUAUUGGUAGCGGUCUGAGAGGAGAAACCUGUGGAUUCAGGCUGCUCGGACACCCAACUGGACAUAGGAGAUUGGGGUUUGAAACUUAAAUGUGCCACUUUGGGAUAUGAAAGAAGAGCGGAAGGGUAAUAAAAAAAGAUUGUAAAUUACUGGUCAAACACAUUUGUGAUGCUUGUUGGAAAUGUCUUUACUGUGUCUUUAGUUUGUGAAGGAAAUAAUGAAGCCUUAUGAAGUACCUCAGCUCAUUAACUGUGACAGAAAGAGGGAUUAGAGGAGAAGUGUGUUUCUUCUUUAAUGUGAGCCAUGUUUUUUUUCUUAUACUUUCAUUUCUACCACAGAGAGCAAAAUAAUCAGAAAUCAGUUCACAGAGAGGAUAGAGGAAAACCUAAAGUAAAGCCUCUUACUGCAUUAAGCUCAGUUUGAAAGUUGCCAAUACCCAUUAAAGAAUUGGGGAUUUCCAAGCUUGUUUUUUAUCUAGAAUGGCAAAAUUGGUACAUUCCCUCUUGAUGAAAGCGACACUGCUGACUGCUAACAUUAUUUGUCAUGUUAGGGAAGCAGAUUAAGAAAUAUUUUCCUGUAGUUUCAAAAGUAUGCAGAGAAAUUAAGACAUGUUUUACUGGAUAUUAUUGUAAAACCAUCUCCAGGGCUUGGGUGUGUGGCAAUGUUCAAAACAGCCAUGUAACAUUGUUGUUUUCAACAAUUUAUUUCAAAAUUACAAAAGUUUACUACAAGCAAGUCGCCCCUUUCGUAUGUGAAGCUGAUCAUUUUAAAUGUAAAUAUAACUGACAACUUUAACCACCAAUGCUGGUUUCCUUGCCAUCAUUUAUCACAUGUUUACUACUUUCUGAAGUCAUGAUGUCAAGUAAGAAAACUUAAAUGUGCUGCAUAUAUUUACCAUGAUUUGACUUCACACUGACAUGAAUUCUUCAUUUUCCUAGUUGGCAGCUUGUUCUCACGGUAAGUCCCAACACAAAGCGACCAGACUUUGUGUUGGAUUUAACAUUCGCAACAGUUGGGAUCCAAAAGUUAACGGCAGCGUCUGCAUGAAGCAAGAAUAAAUGUCACUUUGACAAAACGCAGAGUGGACUCAGCUGUCAGAGCAGAGGCAUCUUCAACUUCCAAAAUCAAGUCUGUGUGUUGUUUUUUUGCAAUCAAAGAAUCAGUGGCAGUAACAUUUCAACAAUGCAUCUGUUUACAUUACAGGAUGCCCUGCUGUAUGUUCAGAAAUAUAACAAUCACAUACUGACUUUCCUUCUGUGCAGUAUUACGGCUCAUAUAACUCCAGUCCAGCCCGCUGAUUUCAUGGCGACAGACAGGUGUACACGCUCCGCUUCCACCUCCCAGCUAUUACAUCAGACGGAUGGGAGAUUAUUUGAAAUGUGUCUCAGUGAUCCCAGCUUAUUUUUUAUUUUAUAUUGUCCUGGCAUGAAAGCGUUUCUGUGUUCAGUGCUAUGAUGUUAAGGCAGGUUUGUUUUUUGUUUUUUUCCGUCAGGUCCGGCCUAAGCGCUGCUCUGUGUACCACUGCUUUUGUUGUGCAUCUGUAUGUCUGUCUCAGAGAGGAACCAGGCUUCAUAACGUGUAUUAGUUGAUCGACAGUGUCAGUGAGAAAUAAAUUAUGCAUACGAAACUGUG